Molecule: messenger RNA, 2331 nt
Organism: Daldinia caldariorum
Lineage: Eukaryota; Fungi; Ascomycota; Sordariomycetes; Xylariales; Hypoxylaceae
Product: major facilitator superfamily-domain-containing protein
Exons: 6
Coding region: 442-2220 (592 amino acids)
Biological process (GO): transmembrane transport
Cellular component (GO): membrane
Molecular function (GO): transmembrane transporter activity
Source: RefSeq, a predicted model, not a curated record
UGAAGAGACAAUAUCAUGGUUCUAAAUUAUAUAGGUAGUAUGACGUUAUUUACCGUACCUAAGGUACCUAAGGUAGGCAUAUAACCUGUUAUUGCUACCUCUAUAGUAUAGUUCAUCAUGUUUUAAGAUCAAGAUCAAGAUCAGCGUGGCGUUAUUUGUGAAUAUGUAUGUCUUACAUUAUGUACAUAGAGCACCAAAAGCAUGGCACCUUAGAUACGUACGCUCUAUACUGGUCAUAAGAUUAGAAUUAACUAAUUAUCUAGGUAGGUUAACUACCUCCAAUGCAACUAUUUUCCAACCUUCAACAUACUAGUUAUAUAUAGAUCUAAACCCGAGCUAUAAGAUCCGGUUCGGACCGGUGCGUAUAAUAGGUUCCUACUGCAUGGAUUAAGGACGUCUCAACAUCUUGGGCGUCCGAUUCAUCGUCGGAAAUAAGCGACGAUGUGGUGGAUCAAAGAAGCAACCCGCUUGAUCCUAGCUCACCUACCGGGAAUGGGAGCCAACAGACACGAGGGCAUCGACUCUAGCGCCUCUAGCGCCACGGAAGUGCCUGCUACAAAUCGGCAGGAAAUUAGGACGGACGGGCCGUUAGAGUUGUCAAGCGAUGGUGCGAUACGGCCACAGUCUGGUAUUACUUCCGAUCGGGAUGACUCGUGGACGAGCAGCGAUGAGAAGGAUGGCGGCAAGAUGAGGGGAGACGAGCAGGUAGAGGAAGAGAAGCGUACUCGAAGUCGAGACUUGACGAGGACCGAUACCAACAAGUCCAUCGCCGAAACGCUCUCUCUGCCUCGGGAAAUCCUAUUUGUUUUUGUUAUUUGCCUUGCGCAGCUCUAUACGCAGAAUGGCCUUGGUCAAACUAUAAGCAUCAUUCAUAUAAUUGGGAGUGAUUUCGGUAUCACCAACCCCGGAGAGCUCAGCUGGUUUAUGGCCGGCUACAGCUUAACUAUAGGCACAUUCAUCCUGUUCUCUGGAAGGCUUGGCGAUGUCUUCGGCCAUAAGACCUUAUUUCUUAUCGGUAUGGGUUGGUAUUCCAUCUGGACCACCGUAUGCGGCCUCGCCGUCUACUCGAACCAUGUCCUUUUUGUAUUCGCCCGUGUCCUCCAGGGCAUCGGCCCCGCCAUCAUCCUUCCAAACGGAUUGGCUAUCCUCGGCGUUACCUACGCCCCCGGCCGACGCAAGGAGAUGGUCUUCGCUAUUUUCGGCGCUAUGGCACCGACAGGGUCCUCCAUCGGCUCGCUAUUCGCCGCCGUUCUUACCCUCGCCUGGUGGCCUUGGGCCUUCUGGGUGUUUGGCAUUGUUCUCGCUGCAACCGUCGUCAUAGGAUACUAUGCCAUCCCGUCGGCUUCGAACAUGCGUCAUGUUAGACCUAAAGGGCUAAAGGAUACUAUACAACAGCUUGACCUUGUAGGGACGCUCCUCGGCGUAGGUGGACUCGUUCUCAUCAACUUCGCAUGGAAUCAAGCUCCCGUUGUCGGUUGGGCCCAGCCUUAUGUUUACGUCUUGCUCAUUGUCGGGUUGCUGCUUCUUUUCGGCUUCUUCGUAUUCGAAGUGAAAUUCGCGCAGCACCCUCUGAUUCCUUUCAACGCCCUUUCCUAUGAGGUAUCUUUCGUCUUAGCUGCUAUAGCAUGUGGAUGGUCUUGCUUUGGUAUUUGGUUCUUCUACGCGUGGGAAUUCUUACUUGUCCUCCGAAAGGUUCCGCCUCUGUUGGCUACGGGGAUGCUCUCUCCGACAGUUCCCUCGGGAAUUAUAGCUGCCCUCUUUACAGGUUAUACUUUACAUCGUCUUAGGCCUCCAAUAGUUAUGACAAUGGCUCUGGUUUUCUUUACAACCGGCAUUAUCAUCGUCGCAACCUGUCCUGUUGAGCAGGUCUACUGGGGCCAGUUCUUCGUCUCCACCCUGAUCAUGCCUUGGGGGAUGGACAUGAGCUUUCCUGCAGGAACCGUCAUCCUCUCCGACUCCGUACCCCGAAAGCACCAAGGCAUCGCUGCGAGCUUAGUUAACACCGUGGUUAACUACAGCAUCUCUUUAGGGUUAGGGUUUGCAGGCACCGUCGAGACGCAAAUCAACAAGGGCGGGGAAACUCCAGCGGACAUCCUGAAAGGAUACCGAGCGGCUUACUACAUGGGCAUCGGCCUUGCGGGUCUUGGUAUCCUUGUAUGCGUUGCUUUCGUCACCAAGAGUGGGAAUCGAAAAGGGGCUGCUAGUCACGCUGCGCCCUAAGACAAAGUUGUUUUGAUCGCAACCCUUUUAUCCUCUCGGCAUAUUUGAAUCCAAAGAAGCAAUGGCCUUCCCAGUUACCUUGUGCAAACUGCUUUCUUUGCUAAUACGUAU